UUUAACUUAUGGUCCCAACACGUUAAUAUCAAUAUUCUAACUUAUGGUCCCAACACGUUAAUAUCAAUAUUCUAACUUAUGGCCCCAACACGUUAAUAUCAAUAUUCUAACGAUAUCCACCUACACUUACACCCACGAAUAUUGUCUCCUAAAGCUUGCUCCUGACUCCACGAUAUCCACCUACGCUUACAUCCAUGAAUGUUGUCUCCUAAAGCUUGCUCCUGACCCCAGGAUAUCUACCUACACUUACAACUCACCCACGAAUAUUGGUUUCUUCUUGACCACAGGAUAUCCAUCUAUACUUCAUCUCAUAGUAUUCCUUUUAACUGAGUUCGGCCAUCCCUACACCCUAGGAGAUUCACCUUUAUAGUUUGUCUUUACGACCAAACCACUGUGUCAGCUCCAUUUUUAUUUACCACAGUUUUAAAUCCAUAUCUGGUUGACCUAAUCAGAUCUGUUUCCAUCGUGUAACUAAAUGGAUAUUGAUGUAUGUCUUCACUUUAAUCCCAGAAUAAGUUAUUUUGUGACCUUCCCUCUUUAGACUUCGAUAGCAACGUCUUUUCAAAAUCUGGUGAGCUGUGUUUGCCAGACUCUCAGUCUGAGACAAGAAGACUUCCUAAUGUUGUCUCUACUUGCAAUCAUCAUCUUCCUCUCAACUGGACUGGUUCCCAAAAUUCUGAUCUGAAGUCUAACAGCCUUAGUGAGAACAACAAGUACAGAUUUAAAGCAGACCACAUCACCGGCGAAAUCGAACUUCAAAUAUGCUACGAUUCCAAAGUGAGCGUUCUUUACGUUACUAUUAUUCGAGCACGCCACCUAGUGACAGCCAGAGACAACAGUGGACUCCCUGAUCCUUUUGUCAAGUGCUUCCUCUUUCCAGUUAGGUGCUCCGAAAACCAGAAGAGGACUCGCUACUUUUCAAGAUGCAGCUGUCCAGAAUGGAAGCAGACGAUGAUGUACCCUAACAUGGCGUCAGAGAGUCUAUCUAUGUCAUUCUUGGAAAUUAGUGUCUGGAACUACGACAUACACAGGCCUAAUGAGUUUCUGGGUGAAAUUAUACUGGAUUUGUCAGAUCAGACUGUGCUACACGAACAACCACGAUGGUUUAAGCUACAACCUUAUGAUGAAAACCAUCAUCUCCGGUAUUCAGCAGGUUUCCCUCGGAUGUCUUACAGUCACAGUAGUUUCACAAAAGAACCCCCAGGAGGCAGUGAACACAGUUUUUCUCCCAGAAGUAUUGAGGACAAUAGACAGCAUCCUGUCGAUGAGAACAAUGUUUCCGAGUCUGAACAUUGGAUUUCCACUGGCUCAACCCAGAAGGGGAGCAACCAGCAACGUCACAAUCGGGUUCCUAGAUUUCCUCCUAAUUAUUUCACUGCCUAUUGUUUCAUACCUCCAGGUUGCUAUAAUGCUGUGUGUUGUAUUUUUGGACCGUUGUUCAAAAUGUGCCCUUUCUUAAAGAAGAAGUUUACGACUGCUGCUGACCUCUGAGAACAACCAACUAUAAUGACAUCUCAGUGCUUCUGGAAGACCCUGGCCAGUACUGCUCUGAAUAAUACUAACCUGUUUUUUACUUAAAGUCUUUUGAGGGUUUUGCUGUCCUUUUUCAAGGGUGUAAAGUGUAGAUACUGUUGUUAUCUACAGGUUUACUCUGCAUUGUUAACAUUACGAAUGUCACCAUUCUUGUCAUUAAAUGAAUGGUUAAAGAAUAAGAAUGUUCUAUUUUUAACAGGCACUAUUUACUUAGAUAUCCUAACUUAAGCUAACUGAUACUGGUUGUCUUAGUUUGUAGUCACAUACUGUUCCUUAUAUAAAAUAUUUGUUUUAAAUAUAUAAUUUAGAUUAUAUUUGUUGCAAAAUCGAUUACAAAAACUGGCUUUUAUCAUUGACCUCUUUGGAUCUACUUGUGUUACAACCAACCAGAGUUACCUUGUGCAGCUGACUUUAUUCAUCUCCCAGUUUAUUUUAUCAUUGACUGAUUUGGUGACCUACUAUAUCUAUCUGUAUAACAAACUUUCUUUAUCUACCAGUUUAUUGUAUCAUUGACUGAUUUGGUGACCUACUAUAUCUAUCUGUAUAACAAACUUUCUUUAUCUACCAG
Molecule: messenger RNA, 2101 nt
Organism: Limulus polyphemus (Atlantic horseshoe crab)
Lineage: Eukaryota; Metazoa; Arthropoda; Merostomata; Xiphosura; Limulidae
Product: protein piccolo-like
Exons: 8
Coding region: 952-1491 (179 amino acids)
Source: RefSeq, a predicted model, not a curated record